Messenger RNA from Protopolystoma xenopodis, 345 nucleotides. Lineage: Eukaryota; Metazoa; Platyhelminthes; Monogenea; Polystomatidea; Polystomatidae. The record is from the annotation of a GenBank genome assembly.
AUGCAGAAUCCUGAAGAACGCUGGCCGGCCGUCGGGCAAUCAGGAUGUAUGUACGGUUCAGUUCAAGGUAGCUUGGGUCUCAUCUUCCAGGUUUCACCGAUCCUCUUUGCUUUCCUCAAGGAGCUUGAAUCACGGUUGGCUGACCUAGUUGUUCCAGUUGGCGGAUUCGCGCACCACGCAUGGCGAGCAUUUAAGGAAGAACGAAUGGUUAAAAUGGCACAGAACUUUGUAGAUGGCGAUCUUAUUGAAACUGUACUAGACCUGACUAGUGAAGAUAAGGCUCGACUGGUUAAGGGAUUGAGGAUACCGGUACGUCUUGUGAUAUCCGUUUUUUUAUAUCUUUGA